GAGCCAGAUCCAUUCGGCGAAACGACUGAAAAUCGAAAUAUAUCGAAUACCAUUAAAAUGCCAACCAUUUAGGAAAACAUGUUGGCUUGCGUCUGCCAACCAUCCGACCCUGGCAUUUUCAGACGCUCCCCAAUUCCCCUGGGAACACCCCCGCUCAAAAUAACGUCACGAGGUGCCGUUUUCAGACCUCCCGGAAAGAGCAUAAGGAUCACCGGACCCAUAGUAGAACCUCCGAGCGCCACCAACAUAGGACAAACAGCAGACUCCCUGGGCGAAACGAUUGUGGGAACACCGAAUCCGACACCAAUAAAUCGGGAAGUCCUGCUAAGUCUCGGAAAAGCUGGUAGGAGCCUUAGCAGGAAUGAAGAGGUGAGGAAAAUUGAGAGGAGAAACGGAGCUGAGGCUCCGGCUUUCAGUUCAUCUCCGGUGAAAAGGAAAUGCGCGAAACAGUGCUAUGUUGAUGGAAAACCUGGGAAGAAUGGAAACCAAUGUAGAUUGAGUGAUACGGAAGAAAAUAUAAGCCUUACUACAGAUAACUCGGACUGUGAUAGGAAAUCUGACGACAAAUUGAAUGAAAUCGAAAAGCUACCGGACGGAGUGCAGUUGACGCUGAGCGAGCUGCGCGAGAUGGCCUGCCGGCAGCAGGCGCAGAUCGAGUCGCAGCACCAGCUGCUCGCCGCCAAGGAGCAGCGGCUGCGCUACUUGAAGGAGCAGGAGCAGCGCCAGCAGCGCGUGCAGGCGGAGAGCGAGCGGCUGCGCAGGCUGCGCGACCGCGUCGACGCACAGGAGCUGAAGCUGAGGAAGCUGCGCGCGCUGCGGGGGCAGGUGGAUCACCAGAAGCAGAACAAUAUAUCUCUCACAAGUGACCUUGACUCGAUCCGAGCCCUCUUCAAUGAGAAGGAGAAGGAGCUUUCGCUGGCAGUUGCCAAAGUUGAGGAACUCACGAGGCAGCUGGAGGAGUUGCGGAGGGGAAGGGGGUCCUCGAGGGAUCCACCCCCUCCAUCCGCCCUGGAGUUGGACAAGCUGAGGAGGGAGCUGAUGUACAGGAACAAACUCAACGAGCAACAGAAUCAAAGGCUGUACCAGCAGCGCGAAGCUCUGACGGCGCGACAGGAGGAGAUGAGCGCCAUCGACAAGAGGAUAUCGGAGCUGCAGGAACGGCUGCACAAGAAGCGGCUGCUGAAUCAGCAGCUGGCCAAUCAGAUCAGCGCGGCGUCGCACAAGGCGGCGUACCAUCAGUUGGUCAGGCUGACGGGCAACGCGGACCAGAACAACCAGGCGUUCGCAAGGAAGCAACAACAAAACAACCAGGCGAACGGAUUAUCCAGGGGGAACAUCGCUGCUGUCGAGCCCUACAAUCACGUCCCCAGCAUCCAGCAGAGCCAUCAAAUCAAGAAUGUUAAUAACCAGCAAGAGAAUUCGGCAUAUCACCACCUAUAUCAACAGAAGCAUCAUAUCAAGAAAGAUAUCGACUCACCAAACAGCAAUCAUGAGAUUCAGGACCUAGCGAACAAAAUGUCAAACAUUUACAUCCCUCGGACAGACGAGAACGAUAUAUUGAAGGAAUUCACGGUGUCUAAAAGUGACCCAAAAUAUCAAACAUUACCUUACAACACAAAAUUCACUGUUAAUCUCGUGACGAAUAGGAUACCCAAAAACGACCAUAACUUCAAUAACAACAACGACAACCACAAGGAGGAAUUGAAUAGUCACAUAUCAAAUCACGUGAACGGCAAUUUCAAUAUCCAAUCGACGCAUAUGACUGUACAUAGUGCCCCGUUGAACAUGGUGAACAAGAAUAUUGCCACUCCGUUCAACCAACCUGAACUACCUGUGAGAAAACCUAGUGAUAAGGACAUAUUAGCAAACGGAAUCGAAGAUGUGAUCCAAAAGCAGCCUAGAGAAACAUAUCCCCAAUCAACAGGAAGCAACAGUAGCAGUACUCCAACAACAUAUCAGAAACCAAUAAGCAGCGUCGCCCCAACCUCCAUCCACCACACGGGCAUCCUCUCCAACGUCUACCAGACGAGCUCCAUCAAAGUCCAGCCCGUAGAGCCCCAAACCAUCCUGACCACGACCCCCUCCACCAAAAACCCCCCCAACUCGUCACCCAUCGUGCAAUCUCCGCAGUCCCUCAUCUUAUCCCCUCCCCAAUCCAGCAGCACUCCUCUGAGCAACACCCCCUCAAGCAAUACUCCCUCAAGCCACCCUCCGGAGGGUGACAAAUCUCCCAAGCCAGCCUUGCCCCCGAAGCCGGCUAUCAAACCGCCCCCGAGGCAGACUCAACAGGUGGCGAGCGAGGACACUUUGCCGCCGCCAUUGCCGCUCAGCGACCCGCCAGAAGAGAAGCUGGUGGCUAGCAGGAUAGCAGCUCUCACACAAAAAGGUUCAACACCAAGCAACCAAAACACUACCCCCUGCAAUCCAGAGAUGAUAAUAAAAGCCAAACCGCUAACAAUCAAAAAGCAACCGCUCUGCGAACAACCCAAACUACGUUCCGUCAACUCGUACUCAAAACUCAACGGCCUAACAUCAAACCGCAGGAUAGAAAUGCCGCCAGCCUUCCAUUUCCCGGAGCUACAAAACCUAGACAAAUCCCCGGAGAGCCCAACGGGCAAAGACGAACCCGACAAAUCGUCGGUAGACGAACCAGACAAGGAAGAAAAGCAAUUCGAAGGGGUGAUCAGGCGGUGCAAAAAGGGCAACUUGAAGCAGACCGGCAAGUCGAACUUGUCGAGACGCGUGAGCUUCGAUCCGCUGGCGCUUCUGUUGGACGCGAGUCUGGAGGGCGAGCUGGAGCUGGUAAAGAAGACCGCGACGCAAGUUACCAACCCUAGCGCGGCAAACGACGAGGGCAUCACUGCCUUGCACAACGCCAUCUGUGCCGGCCACCUGGAGAUCGUCAAGUUCUUGGUGGAGUUCGGGUGUGACGUGAAUGCGCAGGACAGUGACGGGUGGACGCCACUGCAUUGCGCGGCCAGCUGCAAUAAUCUGACGAUGGUGAAGUUUCUGGUGGAGCACGGCGCUUGCAUAUUCGCCACGACGUUGAGCGAUCAUGAGACGGCGGCUGAGAAGUGCGAAGAGGACGAGGAGGGAUUCGAUGGGUGCUCGGAAUAUUUGUACAGUGUACAAGAAAAAUUGGGCAUCCUAUCUGGUGGCUCCGUCUAUGCAGUUUUUGAUUAUACGGCACAGCAACUCGACGAAUUGAGUUUCAAGGAAGGACAACAGCUGACCAUCUUGAGGAAAGGAGAUGAAAAUGAACGAGAAUGGUGGUGGUCAAGAUUAGGUGACAAAGAAGGAUACGUUCCUCGGAAUCUUCUUGGGUUAUACCCUAGAGUGACGAAGAUUGAAGAUUGA
Molecule: messenger RNA, 3357 nt
Organism: Phaedon cochleariae (mustard beetle)
Lineage: Eukaryota; Metazoa; Arthropoda; Insecta; Coleoptera; Chrysomelidae
Source: the annotation of a GenBank genome assembly